Molecule: messenger RNA, 1609 nt
Organism: Varanus komodoensis (Komodo dragon)
Lineage: Eukaryota; Metazoa; Chordata; Lepidosauria; Squamata; Varanidae
Gene: AMDHD1
Product: amidohydrolase domain containing 1
Exons: 9
Coding region: 71-1372 (433 amino acids)
Cellular component (GO): cytoplasm
Molecular function (GO): imidazolonepropionase activity
Source: RefSeq, a predicted model, not a curated record
CUGGCUGAGGCCAUCCGGGUCGCUCCCUCCAGGCUCACUUGGCUCUGUUUUGCCUGCAGGGAGCAACGUGAUGGCUGGCGGUGAGUGCAAGCUUCUGCUUGAAGGCGCUCAGCAGCUGGUGCUGGUCUGCGCCAAAGGCGAAAAAUACCUUCUCGAGGCUGGCAUGCAACAUCUGGCAGUCUUGGAAAACGCCAGUGUGGUGAUUGGCAAAGACGGGUACAUAAAGGCAGUCGGGGAUGCAGAUGCUAUUCGCAAGCAAUUUUCUGGAGUGUUUUUUGAAAGAAUAAUUGAUUGUUCAGGAAAAUGUAUCUUACCAGGUCUUGUCGAUGCACACACACAUCCCGUAUGGGCUGGUGACAGGGUUCAUGAGUUUGCACUGAAGUUGGCUGGAGCCUCUUACAUGGAUAUUCAUCAAGCAGGAGGAGGAAUCCAUUUCACUGUGGAACACACUCAGAAAGCCCUGGAAGAUGAGCUCCUCAAAAGUUUCAAAUGCCGGCUCCUGCGCAUGCUCAGAGCAGGCACCACUUUGGUUGAAUGCAAAAGCGGAUAUGGCUUAAACCUAGAAACAGAAAUUAAAAUGCUCCGAGUGAUUGAGCGGGCCAGGCAGGACAUGGCCAUCAGUAUUUCCUCUACUUACUGCGGAGCCCAUUCUGUUCCUAAGGGCAAAACUGCCAUUGAAGCUGCUGAUGACAUUAUCCAGCGUCAUCUUCCUAAACUGAAGGAACUUGACCUGAAUGGUGAAAUACAUGUUGACAAUAUAGAUGUUUUCUGUGAAAAGGGUGUUUUUGAUCUGAAUUCUACAAGAAGAAUUCUUCAAGCUGGGAAAGAUAUAGGGUUACAGAUUAACUUCCAUGGGGAUGAACUGCACCCAAUGAAAUGCGCUGAGCUCGGGGCUGAGAUGGGAGCUAGAGCUGUCAGUCAUCUAGAAGAAAUUAGUGAUGAAGGUAUCACUGCACUGGCUCGGGCAAGGUGCGCUGCUGUCCUCUUACCAACCACUGCCUACAUACUGAGAUUAAAACAGCCUCAAGCUAGAAAAAUGCUAAAAGAAGGAGUGAUUGUUGCCCUUGGCAGUGAUUUUAACCCCAAUGCUUAUUGUUGUUCGAUGCUUAUGGUAAUGCACCUGGCCUGUGUAAACAUGAAAAUGUCCAUGAAAGAAGCUUUAGCUGCUGCCACCAUUAAUGCAGCUUAUGCUCUCGGAAAAUCAGACUCACACGGCUCCAUAGAAACUGGCAAGCAAGGAGACCUCAUUAUUAUAAAUUCACCGAGAUGGGAACACUUGAUCUACCAGUUUGGCGGCCAUCAGGAACUGAUUGAGUGUGUCAUCGUCAAAGGAAAGAUUGUCUACAAAAAUGAUAGCAUUUUGGACUUUUAGGUACUUCCUGUAAGACUGAAUACAGCAGUUGCCAGAAUAUCUAAAGCACACAAAGAGCAGUAAUCAACAAUGUCUCUCAGCUAUAUGGAAAAUGAACAUUAGAUCACAUCUGCUUGCAUACUCUAGAUUUUUAUUUUCCUUCUUUCAUGGUACCCUCAAACUUUUGUUGCCUCAAUCUUUUCUUCCAUGUUACCCUCAAUAUUUUCAGGGGAAACUAUGAAAUAAAUAGGCAUGUGA